GCACGACGCUAAAAUCUCCCUUGCUGAAAAUUCAUUAAACUUGUCUCUCUUUAGGGCCGGGCAGGGGGUGUGCUUCCGACAAACUUGAGCGCAACUAGCUAAAGAGAACAGAAAGUAAAAACUCACAUGUUCCGUCCGCAGUUGCCUCUGGAACCCGAUCAGGCGGUGAAUCCGAAAUUAUGACACUGGGCGAUUAAAGGGAAAGAAAUCUGUACCGUGCAAAGGGUAUUUUCAACCGACUGUAAAGAACUCUCCGGUUGCUAGCAAGUUAGCUAGCCGAAGACGGUUGUUUGAGGCAUGGAUUUGGAGCGACAGAAGCGUAAGGAAGACAUCCAGAAAGCCCUGGGAUUCAUACAGUCAUCUUUGCCAUUCCCAGAUCCAGAAAAUUAUGAGCUCUUUCUCACGCAGCUGGUGUGCAACCUGCUGGAUGAGGGGAACACGGUUUUUCGGGACGGGGACUUCCGGCAGGCGGCGGUGCAUUACAGCGAGGGGGUGAGCGUGGCGCGCUACGCGCAGACGGAGGCGCUGGUCAUCCCGCCGGGGCUGCUGGAGAGCCUGUAUGUGAACCGGGCCGCGGCGCACUACGACACCGGGGAGUACGAGCGGGGCGUGCAGGACUGCGACAGCGCGCUGGCCGUGUGCGAGGGCAGCCGCAGGGCCCUGUACAGGAAGGCGCUGUGCCUGCGGGAGCUGGGCCGGCUGAAGGAGGCCUACGAGUGCGGCACCGGCUGCCUGCUCAUCACGCCGCACGACAGGCAGGUGAGUGAUCUGGCCCAGGACCUGGCCAAUAAACUGGGGCUAAAGAUCCGCAAAGCCUACGUCAGCCUGCAGACGGACUCUGCCACAGCCGUAGGAGAAAGCAAUGGAGACACGGCGCCCCCUACAGCAGAGAUGGCUGCUAAUGGUCUGGACUCUUUAAAUGGCAUUUCAACAGUGGAUUUGAGCAGCGCCCAGUGCAUCCCCGCCCCCCUGGCCACGCCCAUUCCUGUCAGCGACGAGCAGUCGCCCACCUCCGUGGCCCCCCAGGACCUCCCGGAGAGCCCGUGCCAGGGCCUGCCGCGGGUGCCGUACUCCGUGCCGGUGUCGGAGCACCUGGAGGAGUGUGAGGUCAUCAGCGGCCAGAUGGACGGCCUGCUGGACUGCCUCUCUAAGGGCGCAGAAGUCAGCGUGCCUGUGCAGGGCGCCAUCCCCACCAACCUGCCCAACACAGCGCUGUGCCUACGCUCGCCCUACGUGUCUAGCCGGCCCCACGCCCCCUCGUCCCCCCAGCCCCCCGCCCUCUUCUCCGGCUCCGUGGAGUCCUACGGCGGCCGGGGCGCGGGCGACGCCUCCACGCAGGCGCAGGACGCCAUCGACCCCUACGGCCCCGGGGCGGGCACGGCGUGCACGGGCGGAGCCGGGGGGCUGGACUCCCUGUCUGAGUUCACCAUGCCGGGAGGAAGAAUUUCUCACAAUUUCAUCCCCGGACUUCGUAAUCACAACUCCUCCCACACUGUGAGCAAGCAGAACAGCCCCGCUGGCACCAACCUCUCCCUGCUCUCUCGAAACCCCCUGGCGGCCACUCACGAGUUCCGACAGGCGUGCCACGCCUGCUACAGCCGAAUAGGUCCCCGGGUCAUGGACUAUCAGUACCAGCCCGACGCUGCCCACCGCUGCAAGCGGGACGUCCUGCUGUGCCGGCUCAAAGGGCAGGAGGACACCUCCUGGAAGAGGAUCCGGCCCCGCCCCGCCCGCAACAACUUCCUGGGGGCGUUCGUGCUCUGCAAGGAGGUGCAGGAGCGGCAGGAGUGCAAGUACGGGGAGAACUGCACCUUCGCGUACUGCCAGGAGGAGAUCGACGUGUGGACGCAGGAGCGCAAGGGCGCGCUGAGCCGCGAGCUGCUGUUCGACCCGCUGGGCAGCACCGAGAGACGGGCGCUCAGCGUCACCCGCCUGCUGCAGCUGCACAUGGGCAUGUUCAUGUUCCUCUGUGAGGAGUGUUUUGACAGUAAGCCUCGCAUCAUCAGUAAGCGCAGUAAGGAGAACCUGGCCGUCUGCUCCAACCUCACCGCCCGCCACCCCUUCGACGACAACAAGUGCCUGGUGCACGUGGUGAGGUCUGCCAACGUGCGCUACAGCAAGGUGCGGCCGCUGCACCCGCUGUGCCAGUUUGACGUGUGCCGGCACGAGGUGCGCUACGGCUGCCAGCGCGAGGACAGCUGCUCCUUCGCCCACUCCGUCAUCGAGCUCAAGUGCUGGGUGCUGCAGCAGGACACCGGUAUCACCCACGAGGAGAUGGUUCAGGAGUCUAAGAGACACUGGCACAGGCUGGAGCAGAAUGCACAGAGGCAGAAGGGCCACCAGCCCAUUCACAUGCCACACCCCCAUACUGGGGGCGGCGUCACUGAUGUCAUGGGAGGUGGAGGCGGGGGUGGAGGAGGAGGAGGAGGCGGUGGAGGUGGGGGAGGAAGAGCCAAGGGGCUGAACCUGAAGAUGAAGUUUGUGUGUGGCCAGUGCUGGAGGGAUGGGCAGGUCAACGAGCCAGACAAGGCGCUCAAGUACUGCACCGCCAAAGCACGGCACAGCUGGACGAAGGAGAGGCGGGUCCUGCUGGUGAAGUCCUUUGAGAAGAAGAAGUGGGUGGUGGUUCGACCGCUGCCCUUCUCCCGCACGUACCCUCAGCAGUAUGACAUGUGCGUCCACGUCAUGAAACAGAAGAAGUGUCACUAUAUCGGGAACUGCUCCUUCGCCCACAGCCUGGAGGAGAGGGACGUCUGGACCUACAUGAAGAACAACAGCUUGAGAGACAUGCAGCAAAUGUACGACAUGUGGCUGGCCUUGACCAAUCAGAACCGACGGCCAGAUGGCACCUUGCUAACCCCGCCUCCCGAGGAGAAACCAAUCCCCAUGCCGAGCGACUAUGCUGAGCCAAUGGCUGGGCAGCGGCUGUCUGGAGGGGGCGAGCAGUGACUACGCCCACAGUGAGGAUGAGCUGGUGGAGUGACAGGAGAGGAGGGACUUCCUGCGGAGGAAAUUGGCCAAGGCCUGCGAGGACUUUCUUGUUGCCCCCCACCCCCCCUCCCCCCGCAACAACUGCGACUUUGGGAAGUACAAUUUCCUCCUACAGGACUGAGGCUUCUCCUGACAGGCACUCAAACACAGAUCGAUGGACAGAGCGUUUUACUCACUCGCACGUACGCACACACGCGCACUGGUAACCGACGCAAGGCUACUCACACAGCUGGAGCUGACAGGUCACACACACGCUGUCAUACGUGUGCACAGUGCUGUGAUACCGAAUACAGGACACACACACGCUGUCAUACGUGUGCACAGUGUGAUACUGAAUACAGGUCACACACACGCUGUCAUACGUGUGCACAGUGGUGUGAUACCGAAUACAGGUCACACACACGCUGUCAUACGUGUGCACAGUGCUGUGAUACCGAAUACAGGUCACACACACGCUGUCAUACGUGUGCACAGUGCUGUGAUACCGAAUACAGGUCACACACACGCUGUCAUACGUGUGCACAGUGUGAUACUGAAUACAGGUCACACACACGCUGUCAUACGUGUGCACAGUGCUGUGAUACUGAAUACAGAUCACACACACGCUGUCAUACGUGUGCACAGUGCUGUGAUACUGAAUUGAGAGCAUUUUGUUGGUGCUGACCAUUCACAGCGUUUCCCUAAGCCUUCCCUACAGCGCAGGUCUUAAAGCUCACUGCCCCCACUGACUAAAGGAAACAGCAGGUCACACAUUUACCUGGAGAAAUUCUCAGCUGUCAAUCAGACGUCCAAAUAUGGGUACAGUAGGCGGAGCCUCUCCCCUCCUUUCCCAGCAGGUGCAAUCGACCAUCGGGAGUUUCAUCCGCCCCUUAUUUUCUUUCUUUUCUCCUAAUUUAGCUAGACUAGAAUAUGCAUCGGCCCUUCCCGGGGGAGAGCACGGACCAGCACAGGCGGACCGCAGUGCUGCAGUUUGGCCAGAGGGUGUCGCUUUUUGCGCCGUCGUGCGGGGAAUAACCUGCCCACUGAAACCCUCCCUCCCUCCCUCUGUGAUGAUACGGCCAGCUAUGCGCUCUGGUUGUCACACGGUCAUAGUGAGUCACUCAGCCGUGCCCGCGCCGCGCUCUCCUGCUUUAUUUGAAAAUGCCCCUCCGCAACUUCGUGGUUUUAGCGCUCACUGGGUCAUGUGACGUAUGACACGUGCGCGCGUGCAGCCGCCCUGGGGAGUAAUGCAAGAAGCAAAUCGUAACGGCCGCAGGAAAGUAUGCGCUAACAAACGGAAUGUCCUGAAGUCUCCCGAAAGCCUUGCGGAACAUCCGGACGGCUCGCCUGUUUGUGCCGCGUCGCCUGUGACAGACGCACGCGCAGGCCGGUCCGAACACAGGAGCGCUUCAGUGCUGAGGGGGGAGGAGCCAAACGCGCACGGUCACACGGGUAACCGGAGACGCCUGCUUUGAGUUCAGUGCUGGCCCGUGCGUUCAUUCCUGCAAUAACUGCGCUGGCCUCAGUUCACCUUGCUGCUUUGGAGCUCUCCUGCCAUUUUUGUUGUGUUGUCGGAAUCCAGGUGGCGCAGCUUGCCAGCGUAACCCGGUAGGCGGCUCUGGCAGGCUCGUGCGCUGCACACUUGAAAUUGUUUGUGAUAUUUACAAUCGAAAUGUGAAUUCGAAAUGAACGGAGAAUGAAAAUUCUGCGUGCGUGCGUGCGUGUCAGUGCAAAGGAUGAAAUCUGUUACUCAGUGUAAUGAGUGAAGGUGCAGGAAGAGGAGGAGCUGAACAUUAUGUGACCCCACCCACCCCUUCUCUCCAGGAAGUGAGUUUAUUUGAGUGACACUGGAGGAGGAUGGGAACAGGAGCCCUGUUGAGGUGACAGUUGCUUUAGCCUGGGGCCAGUCAAGACAGGGGAGGAACAGCCCCCCCCCCCCACAGAUUCCCUUUAAGCCCUGAUGAGGAUUUUGAAGCAAUGAGCAGUACAGGGACGAUCAAAGGAAGGGAUUAACAAGAUCAUGUUCCCUCUUUAUCAUGUGCCUCUAAAUAUACUGGUACACAUAAAAUAUAUAGCCAGAAUGAGUCUUGCUCAGCUAAGCAAGCCACUCUUAUAUUCCCCCACUGUGGACUUUAUAUAUACGUGUUCAUCUAUACAAGUAUACAUGAUGCACACCCAUAUAUACAUGCAUAUUUACAAAAUGUGUAUACUAAGAAUAAUUGAUAACUUAGCCUUUGAAACUAAAUUAAAAAAAUAUAAUCUCAUAUUGUAUUGAUUACAUAGUAUCUCUUGUUAUUGAGCUACGGCAUAUGAACUAUGGAUAAUUUAGAUGGCUAGUGGUUUAUUAUUAAUUUUCUUUGCUUCUGUGAGUGUCAUUCCAGAAAUGGUGCUAUUGAUGCAGAGAGCACUGCUUGAACGGUGUUUAUGAGAGCGUGUGACCACGCCCGGCUGUGUGGUGAAAGGAAAGCACUGGCCUUGAUGUCUCUCUCCCACUCUGUUCUCCCACAGUGAGAGGCAGUCCGGUUAAUGGAACCUUGUGAUCUGGAAUGAACUAGCGUUUGAGUCUGGCGGUCAGCGUUUCAUAAGCAGGGCUCUACGCUGACAUUUUUUCCCCAGGAGGGCGUGUGCUCCUCGGUUGAAAAAUUUUAGGAGCAGACUAAUGAAUGCAAAUCGGUGGAUGUGCUCCUAAAUUAUUUUUCCAGGUGCCACACACAUCAGUUUUCAGGGAGCGAAUUCUCCUGAAAUGGAAGCACCGUAGAGCCCUAAUGGGCAUUUUGACUGGCGUCCGAGGCUUCAUUCAGCUUGAACAGUUUUAGAAUAUGCAGAAUAUGUUUUCAGAGGUUAAAAAAAAGAAAACUAUGGAAUUGCUAUCUUUUGGUAUGUGGGAGUUGAGCGUGUUUUUAGUAAUUCUGACAUCAUCACAGUACUGCCUCACUGACUUCCUGAGAAGGAAGGGUUAACCUUGCCACUGAGGGACAGGGAACUGUCUUUCAGUGGUUUCACUGAGCAGUGGGCAGCAAUUAUGUUUUGAAUAACUUUUAAGUAUCAAUAACGUGGGGGCCACAACAGCAUUAUUUAGAACUAGUAACAGCUAUCUAGUUGUAAUCACUUAAGCUAACUCAUGAGAGUAGAAUGACACCAACUGGAAUGACCUGUAUUAUUGCUUUAUUGGGGGAUCUUAUUGCUGUUGUUAUUACUAUUAUUAUAAUUAUGAUUACUAUAUUAACAUUUUUGUUCUCCUAUAUGCUAUCAAUAUGUAUAAGAUAAUUGCUAUGUAUAACUAUAAAUGUAACCAUGUAUGAAUACAAUAGUAAAUAGAUGUCUAUGUAUGCGUCUGAAGUUUGACAGCAGGGCAAAAACAAGUGGAUGCCUUUCAGCGAGCUGUAUGUAUUCAGAAUGUCUGUUUUAUAUACAAGCUGUCUAUACACUCCGUCACUGCUCUGUAGGAUAUAAGCCAGUGGCACAGUCAUACUCAUUAAAAACCUUUUUUUUAAAAAUAUUAAAUACACCCUUCAUUAGCCUGGGGUAAAUACUCUUUUCGAUAAAGGACAUUUUUGACACGUGGCACAGAAGGGCACCAGUGGUUAUGACAAAAUGACAAAAAAAAAUAAACAAGUCACCAUUUACGUUAUCACAUUGUAUUUUUCGUACAAGCCAUGGAAAGAAUGUUCUUAUAAGAUGGCAGGUACAUUUUCUGCAAUGAAAAGUGGGAGUAUUUUUCUUUUGUCUUAUGAGGAUAUUAUUUUCCAUUCUUAGUACAUGAAAGUACAGGAACCAACGUCAUGUUAACAAUGGCGCCAUAAACUGGCUUUUCAGUGUAAUUAAUAAGACAGCGGUAACAAUGGUAGGGAAAACAUGCAGGUUUUUGAAACGGAAACUGAACAAAAUUGGCAAAUCAAGCAAAUGUCAGGCAAACCGAAUAACACAGCCAUGUGUUCCCAAGACUUUAUAUUUGUAACUUCUUGUGCCCUUUCAGGCUAAUUUCAGAACGGUGUGCAUUUCCUAUUAAUGCUAGAGAGUUGGCUGAUGCUAGAAACUCAGGCCAGCGUUUGAUAUGGAAUUUAUUGUUGGAUUAAAAUGACUAUGAAUUUGAGACUGAACAAUAAAUUAUGUACCUACUGUCAGCAAUGGGCGUAAGAACAGAGCUGUUUACAGUGAUGAUGAGAAUGUAUGUUGGAAAUUUUUCCUUUGUGUGGAUUUUACAAACGGCAUUAUAUCAGCUGUGAUUGGACAGCUCAAAGCAUACAUAGAUAUCUAUGUACAACAGCAUAAUAACACCUAAUACAACGUGCAUAUAAAUAUAUAACUAAAAAUCAUAAUCUUCUUUCUCAAUAUAUGAUUAUAUAUACCUUAGACACAUAUAAAUGCAUAGAUAAGAGGUGACGUGUUAUUGGUGAUUUCUGACCCUUGUGUGUGGGUGUAUUUUGAGUCCCAACUUUGUUGAUGAUGUAACACCAUUUUAUUGCCCACCUUGAAUGGCUUGUGCUAAUGGGUGUGUGUUGCAUUGUCUCUAUUCCUGUAACGGCACACCAUAGGCCCCUCACUGGGCACGCUCGGAAAGACCGGAGAAACAGUGUUAAAAUAGCCGGGUCGGCAGGCAGUGUUAAGCUGGAGGCCACGUCUCCAAACGGCGAUUGUGAAGGACCAGUCUACCCUGAGCGCAGGUGGAAAAAUCCAUGUUCAGGAAGUAAAAGUCCUCCCCGGUGUUUUUGUUCCAGUCGCCUGGAUUUGCUCAUUGGCACACUCCUUCAGCCAGGAGGUGGAACAGGAUUUGUGAGACCAGCUGGCUGAGUUCACGGGUGGAAGAAACACAUGGCAGGGCAGUACAAGUACUUUCUGACCCCUGGACUUUCCACCUCUGCCACUCCCUGGCUCUUUGCAGAAGCCCGGGUGCGUACGCCCUGGGGACCUGUUGCAAUCUGCCCAGCUGUACUCCAGCACCUGAAGAGCAGCAGUUUCUCAGGUCUUUAAAAAACGGGGGAAAUGCGUAAAUAAAAAUGUAAGGGAAAACUUGCGUCAAAGUCUCUUCAAGGGUUGGAGACAAUUGCACACCAACACACUUUAGUACCAGCUUCACAAUUCAGUUGUUUUCCAUGUAUAUGCUAGGAUGGGUAAUUAUUUCCACCAGAUCAGAUAAUGGGUGUGAACCAGAGGUGUAAAAUAUGAAAAGAGGGAAAUGACUUUUUUCUUUUGUACUGUAUUUUUUCAUGAUUCUUUUUAUGUCUUUUCCCCUCUGUGGUUGGAAGUAAAUGAAACAGUGGAACAAAUCUUAUGGAAAUGUUUUUAGCAAUAAACCAGUUUUGUUUUAGAAA
Molecule: messenger RNA, 8282 nt
Organism: Anguilla rostrata (American eel)
Lineage: Eukaryota; Metazoa; Chordata; Actinopteri; Anguilliformes; Anguillidae
Gene: zc3h7bb
Product: zinc finger CCCH-type containing 7Bb
Exons: 23
Coding region: 298-2949 (883 amino acids)
Biological process (GO): miRNA processing
Molecular function (GO): miRNA binding; protein binding; metal ion binding
Source: RefSeq, a predicted model, not a curated record